This is a messenger RNA of Phragmites australis (common reed), 672 nucleotides long. RefSeq names its product early nodulin-like protein 18. Bases 1 to 672 code for a protein of 223 amino acids. Gene Ontology annotation, cellular component: plasma membrane. The transcript has 2 exons. NCBI's taxonomy places the organism in Eukaryota, Viridiplantae, Streptophyta, Magnoliopsida, Poales, Poaceae. The record is from RefSeq and is a predicted model, not a curated record. Gene Ontology annotation, molecular function: electron transfer activity.
AUGGCACGGCAGGUCGCCGCGGGCGUGCACCUCCUCGUCGUGCUCCUGACGGCGAGGUGCUGCGCGGGGCGCGACUUCGACGUCGGUGGCCGCGACGGGUGGAGGGCGAGCCCAGCCGAGCCGUUCAACCGCUGGGCCGAGCGCAACCGCUUCCAGGUCAACGACAGCCUCGUGUUCAGGUACAGCAAGGACGCGGACGCGGUGCUGGUGGUGAGCCAGAGCCACUACGACGCCUGCAACACCACCGACCCCUUCCUCCGCCUCGACGGCGGCGACUCCGUCUUCGUCCUCAGGAACUCCGGCCCGUACUUCUUCAUCAGCGGCGACGCCGGUCGCUGCCGGGCCGGCGAGCGACUCAUCGUCGUCGCACUCGCCGUCCGUAACAGGGACAAGGGCAACACGCCCUCGCCUUCGCUCCCGCCGCCGCCACCGACGUCGUCGUCGCCAUCGUCACACCCGGCACCAUCGAAGUCGCCACCUCCCGUUCCCGCCCCUGCUCCACGUGCGUUGCCUCCGCCGCCGCCGGCUGCACGGAAUGCUUCGAUGCCGUCACCUUCGCCGGCGAACGCUACGGCGCCCGCGCCGGGGACGAACGGGACGUCGUCCGCGUCAGCCUUGAGGGCUGGUGUCCUGGCGUGCCUUGUAGUCGGUGGAGCAGUGAUUCUAGUUUGA